This is a messenger RNA of Euleptes europaea (tarantolino), 2906 nucleotides long. RefSeq names its product pre-mRNA processing factor 40 homolog A (gene PRPF40A). Gene Ontology annotation, cellular component: U1 snRNP; U2-type prespliceosome. NCBI's taxonomy places the organism in Eukaryota, Metazoa, Chordata, Lepidosauria, Squamata, Sphaerodactylidae. The record is from RefSeq and is a predicted model, not a curated record. Gene Ontology annotation, molecular function: RNA binding; protein binding. Gene Ontology annotation, biological process: mRNA cis splicing, via spliceosome.
GGCGGCGGAGGAGGAGGCGGAAUGGGCCGGGAGUCCCUGAUGAUGGGACACCCUGGCAUGCCUCACUAUCCACCCAUGGGGAUACAUCCUAUGGGCCAGAGGCCACCUAAUAUGCCUCCAGUAUCACAUGGAAUGAUGCCUCAAAUGAUGCCUCCAAUGGGAGGACCACAAAUGGGGCAGAUGCCUGGAAUGAUGCAAUCAGUGAUGCCCGGGAUGAUGGCACCUCAUAUGUCUCAUGCUCCUAUGCAGCCUACAGGACCGCCAGGUGUGAACAGCAUGGAUUCUCAAGUUGGUUUGGCACCCCCUGGAACUCAGCCCACACCCCCAGUAGUUUGUCCUCUUCCUCAAGCUACCACCACGAACAAUUCUGCUAAUGAAGAGCCUUCAAAGCAGAAAUCACUAUGGUCAGAGCAUAAGUCACCAGAUGGAAGAACAUACUACUAUAAUAAUGACACAAAACAGUCUACGUGGGAAAAACCAGAUGAUCUUAAAACACCUGCUGAGCAAAUGUUGUCAAAAUGUCCAUGGAAGGAGUAUAAAUCUGACUCUGGAAAGCCUUACUAUUACAAUUCCCAAACAAAAGAGUCACGCUGGGCAAAACCCAAAGAACUGGAAGAUCUUGAAGCAGUGAUUAAAGCAGAAGAAAACAGUGGUAAAUCAGAAGAAACCGCUUCGGCAUUGUCUGCAGCAGUCGUUGCCACAGGGGUUCCCAUUGCAGCUCCCACUGUUGCGGAAACUCCGGCUGCCCCAGCUGCCCCAGCUGCACCUGCAGUGGCAGCCCCUGAAGCGGAACCUUCUGCUGUUGCACCUGUUGCUGAAAAUGAAAAUGCAGUCAGUGCUGCAGCCGAGGAGCAGGCUCUGCCCGUUGCCCCUAUAGUGCAGGAACAGACUGCGGAAGUUGUCGCUAACUCCAUAGAAGAAAUUCCUAAACAGGAGUCCACAGAUGUUGUCCCCAAAAAAGAUGAGGAGGAAGCCCAACCAAUUAAAAAAACCUAUACAUGGAAUACAAAAGAAGAAGCCAAGCAAGCAUUUAAAGAACUAUUGAAAGAAAAGCGUGUACCAUCCAAUGCCUCUUGGGAACAAGCUAUGAAAAUGAUCAUAAAUGAUCCAAGAUACAGUGCUUUGGCAAAGCUAAGUGAGAAAAAACAAGCAUUUAAUGCUUACAAAGUCCACACAGAGAAAGAAGAAAAAGAAGAAGCAAGAUUAAAAUACAAAGAAGCAAAAGAGUCUUUCCAACGUUUCCUUGAAAACCAUGAAAAGAUGACUUCUACGACCAGAUACAAAAAAGCUGAACAAAUGUUUGGAGAGAUGGAGGUCUGGAACGCAAUAUCUGAACGUGACCGUCUUGAAAUCUAUGAAGAUGUCCUGUUCUUUCUGUCAAAAAAAGAAAAAGAGCAAGCCAAGCAGUUAAGGAAGAGGAACUGGGAAGCAUUAAAAAACAUCCUGGACAACAUGGCUAAUGUUACUUACUGUACCACGUGGUCAGAGGCCCAGCAGUAUCUGAUGGACAAUCCCACGUUUGCAGAGGAUGAGGAACUUCAGAAUAUGGAUAAAGAGGAUGCUUUGAUUUGCUUCGAAGAGCACAUAAGAGCUUUGGAAAAAGAGGAAGAGGAAGAAAAACAAAAGAGCUUACUCAGGGAAAGGCGGCGACAGCGUAAAAACCGAGAAUCUUUCCAGAUAUUUUUGGAUGAGCUGCAUGAACACGGCCAAUUGCAUUCAAUGUCAUCGUGGAUGGAGUUGUAUCCCACUAUAAGUUCUGAUAUCAGGUUUACGAACAUGCUCGGUCAGCCUGGCUCCACAGCCCUUGACCUCUUUAAGUUUUAUGUUGAAGAUUUGAAAGCACGCUACCAUGAUGAGAAAAAGAUAAUAAAAGACAUCUUAAAGGAUAAAGGAUUUGUCGUUGAAGUGAAUACUACUUUUGAAGACUUUGUCACUGUCAUCAGUUCAACUAAAAGAGCUACCACGUUAGAUGCUGGAAAUAUCAAACUGGCUUUCAAUAGCCUGUUGGAAAAGGCAGAAGCCCGUGAGCGCGAGAGAGAGAAAGAAGAAGCUCGCAAAAUGAAACGGAAAGAAUCUGCUUUUAAGAGCAUGCUAAAACAAGCCACUCCCCCAAUUGAAAUGGAUGCAGUAUGGGAAGAGAUUCGAGAAAGAUUUGUGAAAGAACCAGCAUUUGAAGACAUCACUCUAGAAUCAGAAAGAAAAAGAAUAUUUAAGGAUUUCAUGUAUUUACUAGAGCAUGAAUGCCAGCAUCAUCAUUCAAAGAACAAGAAGCAUUCUAAAAAAUCUAAGAAGCACCACAGAAAGCGGUCUCGCUCUCGUUCGGGUUCGGAAUCAGAGGAUGACGACAGCCAUUCGAAGAAAAAGAGGCAACGCUCAGAGUCACGGUCAGUUUCUGAACGCUCUUCCAGUGCCGAAUCUGAAAGAAGCUACAAGAAGUCAAAGAAACACAAAAAGAAGAGCAAAAAGAGGAGGCAUAAAUCAGAUUCUCCGGAAUCUGAUGUUGAUCGAGAAAAAGACAAAAAAGAGAGAGAGAACGAAAAGGAAAGAAGUCGGCAAAGAUCUGAGUCUAAGCAUAAAUCGCCUCCCAAAAAGCGUCCUGGUAAAGAUUCUGGUAAUUGGGAUACCUCUGGUAGUGAAUUAAGUGAAGGUGAACUAGAAAAACAAAGGAGGACCCUCUUGGAGAACUGGAUGAAGAUCAAUAAGAAAUAUUUAUACCAAAUAUGUUUACAAUGUGAUUUAAUAAAAAUUAUAGAUGACUAAUUUCAGGAAAUGGGUUCUAAUGUUCUGAGUUCCAUUGAUAUUACAAUGGCUUUUCAGCUCUACUGCGUGACUAAAUAUCUUCAAAUACUAUUGUUGUGCGCCUGGCCGCAAAUUGGCAAAAAGAAAAAAAGAAAAAGAACAUUAAG